This is a messenger RNA of Populus euphratica (Euphrates poplar), 3477 nucleotides long. RefSeq lists its product as uncharacterized. The coding region runs from base 262 to 2724 and encodes 820 amino acids. The transcript is spliced from 9 exons. The record is from RefSeq and is a predicted model, not a curated record. NCBI's taxonomy places the organism in Eukaryota, Viridiplantae, Streptophyta, Magnoliopsida, Malpighiales, Salicaceae.
CAAACAAGCCUUUUUUUCUUUCCUUUUUCAUUAUCAUCAUCUUUAUGCAAUAACCUACAAUUCAAUUUCUAUCUCAAAAAGAAGGCAAAAUAAUAAUAAUAAUAAUAAUAAUAAAUUCCCCCUUCUCUCUCUCUCUCUCUCCCCCUCUGUUUUUUUUUUAAAUAAAAAUAAAAAUAAUGAUAUGAUCCUGUCAAGCGAGAAGAAAAUCUCUCCUUUCAAGAAACAUAGUUGUGGGUUUUGUUAGAAAUUCAGUUUUAAAUAAUGGGUGAUCUUCAAGUUUGUGGCCUUCCAACUGAAAACGGCCAUCUUCACCACCACCACCACCAUCACCAUAACGAUCAUGAUCAGCACCAUCGCCUUCUGGGUUCGGGUCAAGACCCGGUUUCUCCUUCUUCUUCGAAUCCGGAUCCCAGGUCAAUUGUUGAAGAGAAUUGGGAGAGAGCAGAGGAAGUUGCGGCAGAGAUUGUUUAUAGAAUACACCCAACUGUAGAAUCCAGUUUCAAGAGGAAACAAGUUAUUGAUUAUGUUCAAAGACUCAUCAGAUACUCUCUUGGGUUCGAGGUGUUCCCAUAUGGGUCAGUUCCUUUAAAGACAUAUCUCCCUGAUGGGGAUAUUGACUUGACUGCCAUUAGCAGUCCUGUCCUUGAGGAAGCUUUGGUCUCUGAUGUUUAUACUGUUCUAAGAGGAGAAGAGCUGAAUGAGGAUGCCCUGUAUGAAGUGAAGGAUGUCCAUUGCAUUGAUGCCGAGGUUAAGCUUAUAAAAUGUGUUGUACAGAAUACGGUGGUAGAUAUUUCCUUCAAUCAAUUGGGAGGACUUUGUACCCUAUGCUUUCUUGAAAAGGUUGAUCGGCUCGUUGGAAAAAACCACCUCUUCAAGCGCAGCAUCAUUCUGAUCAAAGCUUGGUGCUAUUAUGAGAGUCGUAUUCUUGGUGCCCAUCAUGGUUUGAUUUCAACAUAUGCUUUGGAAACGCUAAUUCUGUACAUCUUCCAUCUAUUUCACUCUUCCUUAAACGGGCCUUUGGCGGUUCUCUACAAAUUUUUGGAUUACUUCAGCAAGUUUGACUGGGAGAAUUAUUGUAUUAGUUUAAAUGGACCAGUCUGCAAAUCUUCCCUUCCCAAUAUUGUUGCUAAGCCACCUGAAAAUGUGAGCGGUGAAUUAUUGCUGAGUGAUGAAUUUCUCAAAGAUUGUGUGGAUAGGUUCUAUGUCCCGUCAAGAAAGCCUGAGAUGAAUUCACGGCCUUUUCCCCAAAAGCAUCUUAAUAUAGUUGAUCCUUUGAAGGAAAAUAAUAACCUUGGGCGCAGUGUCAACAGAGGUAAUUUCUUUCGAAUAAGGAGUGCCUUCAAAUAUGGGGGUCGCAAGCUUGGCCGAAUUCUUUUGUUACCCAGAGAGAAAAUAGCUGAUGAGCUCAAAACAUUCUUUGCAAAUACUUUGGAUAGGCAUGGAAGUGACUAUUGGAGUGGUGUGCAAAAUUCUGAAUUAGCAUCUGUUGCUAGAAGUUCUGAUAAUUCAGUUUCACUGUCAUCGCAUUCUGAUACAUGCUCUGAAGACAAUACACGUCUGAAAUCCACUGAUGGCUAUGAUAAGGAUACAUUAUUUUCUGAAAAAUCUGAUCAUACUUCUCAAGUCCAUCACCCCGGCCUAUCUGGUGAAAAUGGAAGAAUUAAAAAUGGCAUCUCCUGUAGAGAAAUGCUUAUAAAUUCUGGAACCGAGGAUGGAAUGAGCUGCACUGUAGGGUCUGAACCUAAACAGAAUCAUUUUGUGAAUAGCAAUUUAGUCUGUUCAUGUACUAAGCUUGAGGGAAUAGCUCCAUCUGCUUCAACAACCCCCAAUUCUGCUGAAAGUGGCCCAGAGAACCUAUCACCUACUCUUGGAGGAAAAUACUUUGCUGGCAUUCCUAGAAACUCCCAACCUUUGAAAUCCUUGUUGGGCCUCAGAGGGGAUCACAAUGACCACUUACGAAGUUUGGCAUACAGUCAGUAUUGCCAUAUGUAUGCUGUAUCUGCACCUAUACCACCCUGUCCUUCCAUGUCACCUCAGUCAGAGAAGAAUAAUGGUUGGGAAACUGUUCGACAGUCCCUACAGUUGAAGCGGAAUGGUCAUUCUCAAAUGAACACGAACCAUAUUUAUGGAACACAAUUCUAUUGUGUUAACCCAGUGGCACCAGUUAGAGCUGCUACAAAUUCUGAAGAAAAGAAGGAACGACGAGGAACAGGAACAUACAUUCCCAACAUGAGCUAUCACGCAUAUAUGGGGGAUAGGCUGUACUCGGGAAAAGGAAGGACUCAGGCACUAGUGAAUCAUGGUCAGUUGUAUAAACAUGCCCAUGAAAAUGAUUUGCCUACAACUUCGCAGGAGAAGAAUUUGUCUGAACAUGGCCAUGAUCUUUCUGAGGCUGAGUACCCACAUCUUGGUAAUGGGAAGCCUAUGCCACCAGAUGCUCACCACUCUUACCCUUCUGCAUGGGGAUCUUCCAACGCCUAUAGCUCCUCCCGUGCAUCAGUGAGAACUGAUUGUGGAUCUCAGGGCCUUCAGCAUCCUGAAGGGCUUCCAUCCUCAUCAGAUUUGGGCACAUCGUACUCUGGGGCCUCAGCUACAAGCCCUGUCGCAUCAGUGGUCGAGGACCCUGACUCAAUUUUGGAAACUGAGCAAGAAAGGGCUUUGUUGCAGCAAUAUCAUCUUAAAGACGAUGUUGAUUUUCCUCCUCUGACUCAUAAGGAUUUGUGAAACAUAGAUUAACGGAAGACAGUGAGCGUAACUAUAGAUUCUAAUGACUAUCCGAGAUUGGGUGAAGACUCCUGGUUUGCUCCUCUUCUUGCGCUUCUGUUUGGAGGUUGCGGUCAUUAUGAUGUACAAAAUGACCUUUCUCCAUCCACCGUUUUGGUUUGCGACACCGAGUGCAUGUAUCAACUAGCUGCUGUUUGCUCCGAUUUUAUGUUUCCAUCUAAAUGCUUGUAGGAUAUGGAGGUAGUCUAACAGAAGAGGUUUGUGUAGAUAUAUUUUCAGCGAGCAUAGAAACACCGAAUGCCGGUUGUUGCUUUUUUCUUGGUACACAGCAGCACUAGCCCUGUACCAAAUAUUGAGAAGAACAACAAAGAAUCGAGUGGACUCGAGUAAUUAGACACCAGUGUUUUCCUUUGACUUCAUCAUAACUCAUGAAGGUGUGCAUUGUGGAGCUAAAUCCUCAGAGUGUUGAAAAUCUCCCAAAUGUGCAGUUAAAAUCCCUCGGAGCUUGGUGUCAUCAUGAUGUUCAGAAUGAUCACUCUCACCCACGGGCUGAUGUCCAGCAGUAUGUUUGACUCUUGAGUUUUUUUUUGGGGGUAAUUUUCCAUCAAGAGCCUGUAGAAUCCACAGGUGGUCCAAUGUUUAGAUCAACAGAACCUGAUUUGGUCGUAAAAAACCAAGUUCAUGUAAAAUUUUGUAUUUAGAUCUUUUUUAUCCUUUUGAAUUCAACGGUAAGGAGUAUUCUUGAACGCUGAA